Fusarium tjaetaba is the source of this 789-nucleotide messenger RNA. RefSeq names its product alcohol dehydrogenase. NCBI's taxonomy places the organism in Eukaryota, Fungi, Ascomycota, Sordariomycetes, Hypocreales, Nectriaceae. The record is from RefSeq and is a predicted model, not a curated record. The coding region runs from base 1 to 789 and encodes 262 amino acids. The transcript has 3 exons.
AUGUACCCGCCCAGAGUUGCCCUGGUCACAGCGGCAAGUAGUGGUCUCGGCGCUGCCAUCGCUCGCAUGCUAGCCAUCGACCUAGGAAUGCACGUGGUGAUCAACUUCAACAGCAACGAAUCACGCGCCAACGAACUAGUUCAAAAGCUCCAAGCCGAGUGCGAUAGAAAGCAUGCAGGGUCAAACAUCAGGAUACAGGCCAUUCAAGCGGAUACAUGCGACAAGCUGCAGGUCAAAUCGCUUGUCGACGAGGCAGCGUCGAGGUAUUGCGGUCGUCUGGAUGUUGUGAUAUCGAAUGUUGGGUGGACAAAAAUGCGUCAAUUCUCAGACAUCGACGAUAAUAUUGACGAGGAUGACUGGGAUCGCUGCUACGUUGCCAAUGUCAAGAGUCAUCUUUGGCUCUUUCACGCGGCGAAACGGUAUCUUGAGGAAAGCAACCAGCGAGAAGCUGGAGUGCCCGUUUUUGUGUCUACAGCUAGUUUAGCUGGAGUGAUCCCCAGCGGAAGUAGCGUGCCGUACGCAGUCACAAAAGCCGCCCAGAUUCACCUCGGCAAAUGCCUUGCCAAGAUAGCUGCGCCGUCAAUCAGGGUGAACACCAUCUCACCAGGCAUAUUACUCACGGAAUGGGGUCUUUCGUUUCCAGCAGAGCGACUUGAAGCCGCUCGCAACACGAAUAAGUUGGGUCGUUUUGCCACGGUUGAAGACGUCGCAGAGCAAGUCAAAGCUUUUGUAGUGUCGAAGUCAGUGACUGGACAGAAUGGGGUUAUCGAUGCCGGUUUCGGUCUGUGA